Aquila chrysaetos chrysaetos is the source of this 4542-nucleotide messenger RNA. It is a transcript of the gene MAP3K6, whose product is annotated as mitogen-activated protein kinase kinase kinase 6. The record is from RefSeq and is a predicted model, not a curated record. Gene Ontology annotation, molecular function: ATP binding; MAP kinase kinase kinase activity. Lineage: Eukaryota; Metazoa; Chordata; Aves; Accipitriformes; Accipitridae. Gene Ontology annotation, biological process: MAPK cascade; protein phosphorylation; cellular response to stress. The transcript is spliced from 28 exons. The coding region runs from base 379 to 4344 and encodes 1321 amino acids.
CCCGGGGCGGAGCGGGGCGGAGCGGAGCCCGGUGCGGGGGUAGCCCCGGUACGGAGCCGUCCGGAAAGGAGCCCGGUAAGCGGGGCGGACGCUCCCGGGGAGAGCCAGCCCGGUAGGGAGGUCUCCCGGGGCGGGGGGGAACGGGGCAGCCCGGUGCGGGUUACGGGCUCUCCCGGUAAGGAACGGGGCAGCCCGGUGCGGGGUCUGCCGGUAAGGAACGGGGCAGCCCGGUGCUGGUCACCCGGUACAGGGUACAAGCUCUCCCGGGGGGGGGGGAAAUUAGGGCAGCCCGGUGCAAGGUAAGGGCUGUCCCGGUAAGGACCAGGGCAGCCCGGUGCAGGGCACGGGUUCUCCCGGUGCUGAGUACGAGCCCCCAGCAUGGAUCAGCCUGCCCCAGCCGUGGAGGUGCCCAGGACCCCCGUGGUCACCGGGAGCUGCUGGCAGGACCCGCUGGCGGUGGCGGGCACGACGGGCCGGCCGGUGUGCAGGUCCCGGGAACGGGCGAGCGGGCGGCGGGCGCUGAGCGUCGUCUGCGUGCUGGGCCGGGAGCCGGCCACCUGCCCCGCGCUGCACAGCCUGCGCGACGCCUGCCGUCACCUACGGGCACGCCUGCACACCUUGCCCUUCGGCACCCUGGCACUGGGCGACACCGGCACCCUCGACCGCUUCUACAACGCAGACGUGGCCGUGGUGGAGCUGAGCGACUCCGUCUGCCAACCCUCCCUCUUCUACCACCUGGGCGUCCGUGAGAGCUUCAACAUGUCCCACAACAUCCUGCUGUGCUGCCAGGCUGACCUGCCCCCCCUCCAGGCCCUGCAGGAGGACAUCUGCCAGAAGAACUCGGACCUCUGUGGCAGCUACACCUUCAUCCCCUAUGCGGUCACCCCCCAGAACAAGGUCAUCUGCUGCGACGCCGGGGCCAUGAAGUGCCUGACGGAGCUUUUCCAGCCCAGCUCUGAGACGGAGGCUGCCUUCACCCCGCUGGCAGCCCGGCUCGUCCAACUGCUGGAGGGGAUCCCCACCGACUCCUGCGGGUAUUUUCGGGAGAUGAUCCGGCGGGAUAUCCGGAGGGCACGGGAGAUGUACCGGGGGGAACAGCUGAGCCGGGAGCUGGCCCGCAUCCAGCAGCGCCUGGACAGCAUGGAGCUGCUCAGCCUGGACAUCGUGGUGAACCUCCUCCUCUCCUACCGUGACGUGCAGGAUUACGAUGCCAUCGUUUCACUGGUGGAGAACCUCCAGGCGCUGCCGACCUGCGCCGUGGCCGAGCAGCACAACGUCCGCUUCCACUACGCCUUCGCCCUCAGCCGGCGUAACCGUGCCGGGGACCGGGAGAAGGCCCUGUCGGUGCUGCUGCCCGUGGUGGAGCGUGGGGAGGGGGCUGCGCCCGACCUCCUCUGCUUGUGCGGCCGCAUCUACAAGGACAUGUUCAUCAGCUCCGGCCUCACCGACACUAAGAUGAGGGACCAAGCUUUCUACUGGUACAGCAAAGCCUUCAAGGUGGAGCCGAGUCUCCACGCGGGCAUCAACGCCGCCGUCCUCCUCGUGGCUGCCGGCCACCAGUUCGAAACCUCCGUGCAGCUGCGGCAAAUCGGGGUGAAGCUGAGCUGCCUGCAGGGUCGCAAGGGAAGCCCGGAGGAGCUGCGCUACUACUGGGAUGUGGGUUUUUGCCUCGGAGCUGGCAUCUUGGCUAACGAUCUCAGCAAAGUCAUCCAAGCCUCUGAGAAGCUCUACAAGCUCAACGCACCAGGCUGGUACCUGGUCUCGGUCAUGGAGACCUUCCUGCUCUACAAACACUUCCAGAGGAGCCCGCAGGUCCCCUCUGCCCGGCAGGAGCUGGCUGAUUUCUGGCUGGGCUUCCUCCUCCAGGCUUGCCAGCCCUUCGUUGCCGCACCGCACUGCCCGGUCCUGGUCCUGGAGCUCAGCAAGGUCCUGCGGCCGGCCCGGCUGGCACUUCACGGUGGCACGGAGGAGCCCGCCCUGACGCUCGCCCUCGUCUGCCCCACGGAGGAGAAAGCGGCAUCGAGCUGGACCUUUGCGGCCACGGCCAUCCGCGGUGUCAGCAUCUGCAAAUGCGACGAACGGGGCUGCUUCCUCUACGUGAUGCAUGCGGAGGAAGAUUUCCAGCUCUAUUUCCCCUCCCAGCAGCACUGCCGGUGGUUCUGCGACCAGAUCCAGUCCCUUCUGGCUGAGCAGGCAGCGGGUGGUGAGGAGGUACCCAGCCCCACACAGCCCAUCCUGGAGUACAGCUACGAGUACUCGGAGGCGGGUGAGCGAGUGAUCCUGGGCAGGGGGACGUACGGGGUCGUCUACGCCGGGCGCUGCCUCAGCAACCAAGUGCGCAUCGCUAUCAAGGAGAUCCCGGAGAGGGACAGCCGGUACUCGCAGUCCUUGCACGAGGAGAUCGCCUUGCACAAGCACCUGCGGCACAGGAACAUCGUGCAGUACUUGGGCUCCAUCAGCCAGGACGGCUUCAUCAAGAUCUUCAUGGAGGAGGUGCCGGGAGGGAGCCUCUCGUCCCUGCUGCGCUCCAAGUGGGGACCCCUGAAAGACAACGAACCCACCAUCGUCUUCUACACCCGCCAGAUCCUCGAUGGGCUCAGCUACCUCCAUGAUAACCACAUCGUGCACCGUGACAUCAAGGGAGACAACGUCCUCAUCAACACAUACAGCGGGGUGCUGAAGAUCUCUGACUUCGGUACCUCCAAGCGCCUGGCGGGCAUCAGCCCCAGCGCUGAGACCUUCACAGGCACCCUGCAGUACAUGGCCCCAGAAAUCAUCGACCAGGGGCCGUGGGGCUAUGGGAAGCCAGCGGAUAUCUGGUCCUUGGGCUGCACCAUCAUCGAGAUGGCCACAGGCAAGCCCCCCUUCUACGAGCUGGGCAGCCCCCAGGCUGCGAUGUUCAAGGUGGGCAUGUUCAAGAUGCACCCGGAGGUGCCCGAGUCCAUGUCAGAUAAAGCCAAGACGUUCAUCCUGCGCUGCUUCCAGGCCGACCCGGCCAAGCGGGCGACGGCUGCCGCGCUGCUGCAGGACCCCUUCCUCGCCGAUGCCAGGAGGGUCCGGACUCGGCCUGUGCCCCCGGCGGGGGGGGAUCCCCCCCGCUUUGUGCAGCAGGAUGGGGAUGUGGAGGGCAGCGAUGGGAGCAGGGGAUGUUCCUCAGCCAGGCAGGACGCCCCGGUGAGGGGCACAGCAGGCAGCCCCCUGCUCCCGUGCCACCCCAGCGAGGCAGCCUCCAGCCGCAGCUACUUGGGCACUGCCCAGGGCUCGGCCGGCUCCGACCACAGCCUGCGCUCGUCCUCCCCCGAGGAGAGCGGGGACGGGUUCCUCCUGCGGAAAGACAGCAAGCGCCGGGCCACGCUGCACCGCAUCCUCGCCGCCGAGGCACCGGGCAUCAUCGCCGCCUUGGAGGAGAGCCAGAGCACGGCGGGUGCGAGGUUGGGCUCGGAGCAUCUCGCCCAGCUGCUGAGCUGCCUGCGGAGCUACAUCCAGUGCCCCAGCCAGCACCAGCUGUGCCAGGAUCUCCUGGCACUGCAGACCCGGCUGCGGGCAGAGGGGCUGAGCCUCCCCCACCUCCAGGCUCCCCUCUUCAGCUUCCAGGCAGUGGUGAGACGGGUGCUGCGCCGGCAUCACAUCAAACCCCACUGGAUGUUUGCACUGGAUGACGCCGUGAGCCAGGCAGUGCAGGCGGCUUUCACCGUGCUGGUGAGAGACCUGGGACUGAAGGCCGGCAGCCCGGGGAGGGAUGGCACCAAGGACACGAGUGACAAGGAUGACCCCGUGCCGCCGAGGCUGCCCAUUCCCAGGAGCCCACCCCAGCGGGACAGCACCAGUUCGGGACUCGGCACCGGCCCCAGCACCCAGGCGGACCCCCUGCCCUCCCUGCAGGCAUCCUCGGCGCUGGUGACACAGCUCUGCCAUCUCCGCAUGGAGACGGGCAGGCUGCUCCAGGAGCUGGCCGAGAAGGAGCAGGAGUGGCAGCAGCUGAUGCAGCGGGCACUUCGCUCCGGGGACGAUGACACCGCGGUCCCCAGCCGGCCCCAGCGCAGUGGGGAGCGUGGAGAGGUGCCCCCGAGGUGCUUCACCCCGGGGCAGGAUGGCUCACCCCCAAGCCCCCGGUCCCCCCAGGGACGGGCUGACCCCCUCCUCCUCGAGUGGCUGCAGCGGCACGGCUCGGACCUGGCCACCACGGCCACGCUCCUCUCCCAUGACUUCACCCUGCGGGACCUGCUGGGCUGUGCCACCCGUGACGACCUCUUCUACGUGGGCAUCAGGCGCGGGCCGGCGUACCGCCUCUGGGCAGCCAUCCUGGAGCAUCGCCGGACCCUCGCCCAGGAGGAAGGGGAGUAAUUCCCAGCCCCAGCGUGGGGAUGUGGAUCCGGGAGCCCCAGCUCCUGGAGCCCCAGGGCUGCCACCACGGCGGCUGGCAGGACGGUGACGGAGGGGACAGCCCCACGCUGGGAGCCGGUGGAUGCAGGGGCUCCAACUCCACACCGGAGGGAGAAGUUGGGGUACGGUGCCCACAGCAAUAAACAGCCGCCAAAUGUG